AUGGUCCUCUGCUCCACAACAACAAAGAUGUCGAGGUGCCAACAGGUGGCGCUGCCGCUGGCCCGCUGCCUGCGACAGGGCCUCGCAACACAGCCCGCCGCGCCCUCAAUACACGCCGCGGCUGCACGGUCGUUUUCGAGCUCGGCGAGCCGGCGAGAUGUCGAGACGAGCAACCCCUCCUCGUCCACACCUGCCGCGGAUGCGCAAUCGGCACAGGACCUUGCCGGCACGACCAAGGCGUCGGCUCAGUUAAAAGAGCAAUGGCUCGACCCAAAUACCACGACGCUGCUGUGGGCGGAGAGGAGGCUGUUGAAGCAGGGCAGAGAACCGAUAGGGUCGCGGAGACGGAGAGCGGCAGUACGGCAGUCGCCAAACAUCCCCUUCGAACAAUUACCCUACCACUGCUUCCAGGAGGCCCGGAAAAUCCUGGCAGAGGACCGCGCGGAGAAGCUGCAGCAGCUGGAGCGGACAUCCACCGAGAUCGCAAAGCUGGAGCAGAGGUCAGGGGAUGUGUACAGGGCUGGGGAGCAGCACAAGGAGAAGAAGCUGAGGUCAUUGCGCGACCACCUCGAGUAUCUCAAGAUCCAGGCCGACAUCAAUGACCCGGCCGUGAAGAGGAAGUGGGAGGACGGUCUAGCGGACCUGAGCAAACCAAUCUACCGCCACUUUGCGCACGAGAAGUGGCUCAGCAUGUCUUACAAGAUCCUCGCCCAGCGGGUGAAGCAAUUCAACAUCGUCCCGGACGUCCUGGCAGAGUUCGACCCCAAGAUGGACGUACAGCUCUCCUUCCACGGCUACAAGGUCAGCCCGGGCGAGAUGGUCGACUCGCUGGUCUCGGAGGCGCCCCCGAACCUGCGCGUGCAGGUCUUUGACAGCAAGGAGCGGCUCGUGAGCAUCGUGGUGCUGGACAGCGACGUGCCCUACCCGGAGAAGGACGCCUUCGGGCCCCGCCUCCACUUCAUGGCCGCCAACGUGCCCCUCAGCUACGCCACCAAGAACAUCUCCCUGGGCCGCCUCUCCAGGGCCGCCGGCGCCGGCAAGGAGGGCGAGGAGGGCGAGGAGGAGCACCUCGCCGUCCCCUGGCUCCCGCCGACCAGCCAGGAGGGCGCCCCCUACCACCGGCUGUCGGUGUGGAUCCUGGAGCAGAAGGACGGCCAGAGGCUGGACGUCGCCAGGCUGAGGGAGGCCUACUCGGGGCGCGACGGCUUCAACCUGCGGGCCUUCCGCGGCGACCACAAGGCCUCGCCGUUCGGGUUCAACAUGUUCCGGACCGAGUGGGACGAGGGCACGGCCAAGGUCAUGGAGAGGCACGGCAUCCCCGGCGCCGAGGUCGUCUUCAGGCGCAAGAGGGUGCACAGCCUCAAGCCCCCCAAGAAGGCGAGGGGCUGGGAGGCCAAGCGGCAGGGCCCCAAGUACAGGCAGCUCUGGAAGUACACCAAGAGGAUCGGCCGCAUGUCUGGAGGCACGUAG
Molecule: messenger RNA, 1470 nt
Organism: Diaporthe batatas
Lineage: Eukaryota; Fungi; Ascomycota; Sordariomycetes; Diaporthales; Diaporthaceae
Product: mitochondrial 54S ribosomal protein YmL35
Exons: 2
Coding region: 1-1470 (489 amino acids)
Source: RefSeq, a predicted model, not a curated record